AUGCGUGAGAGGGCGAACAAGAUUGAGACGCUAAAAAGACAACUUAAAACGUACGAGGAUCUGAAUCUCCACGUUACACCAGACGAAGAAAGCACAUAUCAAGAGCAGAGCAGCAACCUUUCAAUGAUUUCACCUGGGAAGCGGAGCGUUGGAGGCUGCUGCUCUACACAGCAAGAUAUACCGUCUGAAACAUCAAGCAAGGACCGCUAUUUACCAUUUCCAAAUGACCCUCAGUUCAGCUAUAUGCAAUCACAAGUCUGUCCAGCCCCAAAGGAACAACAGUCAACAAACACUCUCAGACCUAGUUCGCGACAACGGAUGGAAUUUGGGGCACCGACAGACAACCAAAGAAGUAUUGCAGAGCCCCCAACACCUGUUUCGAGCCUUCAACUGGAUAAAAUUUCCAAAUCAGAGGGAAUAUUGGCAUUGAAUUCAACCGGUCUCUCUCCGACGGCAUACGAGGACUUUGCUUUAGACAUGGCUGAACUAGCCAAUAAGUGUCUCAAGUCGACAUCACUAUUACAUAUGGCAGUGGCGGGGAAUCAUCUAGAUACGGUCAAAGUGUUAUUGCAGGAUGAAAGGGUCAUGAUUGAUGAAGAGGACAGCGAAGGCUUCACACCUUUGCAGCGGGCCGUUAUGCAUGGCAGAUCGGAGAUUGUUAAGCUACUACUUGAGUUUCGAGCUAAUCCGGGGCCUGUCAGAGGUGGUAAUCUACCUCUGGAAACUGAUGGCAGAUUCAGGACGAAUUUCUCAGGAUUAUGA
Molecule: messenger RNA, 762 nt
Organism: Penicillium angulare
Lineage: Eukaryota; Fungi; Ascomycota; Eurotiomycetes; Eurotiales; Aspergillaceae
Product: ankyrin repeat domain-containing protein
Exons: 1
Coding region: 1-762 (253 amino acids)
Molecular function (GO): protein binding
Source: RefSeq, a predicted model, not a curated record